CUACCCACGUGACACCAACACAUGUGUCCUUCGUCCUCCCAGAAAUACUUCCUUAUUCCUGCAGACGUUCCACACGUUUUUCAGAAAUUAAAGGUAGCUCGUUUUUCAAACAAAGUGACAAUGCCAAAAGCCAAAAAGAAAAGUAAAAGAAACACGUUUGAUUACAGUAAAGACAGAAAGAAACUGAAAAAGCAGUUUAAGAAAAGGGAAGCCCCGAGAAUUGAGUGGUAAGUCGAAUACUGAUUAUGAAAAACAGUCGAUGCUAGCAAUGCUAACUCCAUGUUCUAGCGAGCUGUGAUGCUGACGUUAUGUUUUGUCUGUGUGGUUGAACUAGCUAGCCAGCUAACUUUACUAUAACAUGUUAUCUGGUCUAUUCCCUUGUUUGUUAUCAAUGGUUGUCAAGCUGGUGAAAUAACAUAAGCUAGCUUGCUAACGUUAGCUACUUGCUUUGUGCCAGGGCAGGGCGUCGUUUGGCUGAACAUAUUUGAUUCGUAACAUGAAUUGUUUGGCCUAGUGACUGGCAGCGGUCGGCUUCAAUAUACUUUAUUAACUCACCAAAGUAAACAUAUUGGUAGAGACAGUACUGAAUACCAUUUGUCUGUAUACGCAAGGUGGCGACUUUUCUGAGCAAGUUGUAACCGCCAGACUAGUUCUGGUAGAAUUUAUAUUUUACCCUUAUUUUACCAGGUAAGUUUAUUUUCAAGUUUUAAUGUCACAUGCACAAGUACAGUGAAAUGCCUUUCUUGCAAACUCAAAAUCCAACAAUGCAAUAGUCAAUAACAAUGUAUUACUAUAUUUUUUCCAACAAUUGUUUACAGACAGAUUAUUUCACUUAUAAUUCACUGUAUCACAAUUCCAGUGGGUCAGAAGUUUACAUACACUAAGUUGACUGUGCCUUUAAACAGCUUGGAAAAUUCCAGAAAAUGAUGUCAUGGCUUUAGAAGCGUCUGAUAGGCUAAUUGAUAUUUGAGGUGUACCUGUGGAUGUAUUUCAAGGCCUACCUUCAAACGCAGUGCAAAGAGCUUGACAUCAUGGGAAAAUCAAAAGAAAUCAGCCAAGACAUCAGAACAAAAAUUGUAGACCUCCACAAGUCUGGUUCAUCCUUGGGAGCAAUUUCCAAACGCCUGAAGGUACCACGUUCAUCUGUACAAACAAUAGCACGCAAGUAUAAACACCAUGGGACCACGCAACCGUCAUACCGCUCAGGAAGGAGAUGCGUUCUGUCUCCUAGAGAUGAACGUACUUUGGUGCGAAAAGUGCAAAUCAAUCCCAGAACAACAGCAAAGGACCUUGUGAAGAUGCUGGAGGAAACAGGUACAAAAGUAUCUAUUUCCACAGUAAAACAAGUCCUAUACUGUAUCAACAUAACCUGAAAGGCCGCUCAGCAAGGAAGAAGCCACUGCUCCAAAACCGCCAUAAAAAAGCCAGACUACGGUUUGCAACUGCACAUGGGGACAAAGAUUGUACUUUCUGGAGAAAUGUCCUCUGGUCUGAUGAAACAAAAAUAGAACUGUUUGGCCAUAAUGACCAUCGUUAUGUUUGGAGGAAAAAAGGGAAUGCUUGCAAGCCGAAGAACACCAUCCCAAUCGUGAAGCACGGGGGUGGCAGCAUUAUGCUGUGGGGGUGCUUUGCUGCUGUAGGGCCUGGUGCACUUCACAAAAUAGAUGAAAAUUAUGUGGAAAUAUUGAAGCAACAUCUCAAGACAUCAGUCAGGAAGUUAAAGCUUGGUCGCAAAUGGGUCUUCCAAAUGGGCAAUGACCACAAGCAUACUUGCAAAAUGGCUUAAGGACAACAAAGUCAAGGUAUUGGAGUGGCCAUCACAAAGCCCUGACUUAACUCCUGAGUGGCGCAGUGGUCUAAGGCACUGCAUCGCAGUGCUAACUGUGCCACUAGAGAUCCUGGUUCGAAUCCAGGCUCUGUCGCAGCCGGCCGCGACCGGGAGACUCAUGGGCGGCGCACAAUUGGCCCAGCGUCGUCCAGGGUAGGGGAGGGAAUGGCCGGCAGGGAUGUAGCUCAGUUGAUAGAGCAUGGCGUUUGCAAUGCCAGGGUUGUGGGUUCGAUUCCCACGGGGGGCCAGUAUAAAAAAAUAAAUAAUGUAUUCACUAACUGUAAGUCGCUCUGGAUAAGAGUGUCUGCUAAAUGACUAAAAUGUAAAUGUAAAAAUCCUAUAGAAAAUGUGUGGGCAUAACUGAAAAAGCGUGUGCGAGCAAGGAGGCCUACAAACCUGACUCAGUUACACCAGCUCUGUCAGGAGGAAUGGGCAAAAAUUCACCAAACUUAUUGUGGGAAGCUUGUGGAAGGCACCCUGAAAUAUUUGACCCAAGUUAAACAAUUUAAAGACAAUGCUACCAAAUACUAAUUGACUGUAUGUAAACUUCUGACCCACUGGGAAUGUGAUGAAAGAAAUAAAAGCUUAAAUAAAUCAUACUCUCUACUAUUAUUCUGACAUUUCACAUUCUUAAAAUAAAGUGGUGAUCCUAACUGACCUAAGACAGGGAAUUUGUACUAGUAUUAAUUGUCAGGAAUUGUGAAGAUCUUUAAAUGUAUUUGGCUAAGGUGUAUGUAAACCUCCGACUUCAACUGUAUAUACAGGAAAUAUUCUAAGUCAGAUCCAAUACCAUAUUUACAUGUGCAGGGAUACUGGAGUGAUGGAGGUGGAUAUGUAUAGGGGUAAGGGGACUAGGCAACAGGAUAUACGAUAAACAGAGUAGCAGCAGCUUGUAUGUGAGUGGUAUGUAGUCAGUAUAAAUGUAUGUGCAUAUUGUGUGUGUGUUGGAGUGACUGUGUGUGUAGGGCCCUGUGAGUGUGCAUAGAGACAGUGGAAACAUCUAGUGGAAAGCCUUCCCAGAAGAGUGGAUGCUGUUAGCAGGAAAGGGGGGACCAACUCCAUAUUAAUGCCCAUGAUUUUGGAAUGAGAUGUUCGACAAGCAGGUGUCCACAUACGUUUGGUCAUGUAGUGUAGCUUGCAUUGCAGAGCAGCUAGCUAGCUAAAAGCUAGGCUAUGUUGAAGAUACCAUUGUAGCUAGCGACCUCCACCUAAUAAUUAUCAUCAAAAACAAACAUCAUUACCAUCACAAUGAACUUAAAGGGGAGGCAAGUCAUAGUAUAAUUGGCUUAACAGCCAAUGUGUAUUAUUUAACAUUACAUUACUAUUAUAUUAAUGAUAAUUGUUUACAAGAUGCUAGCUAUCCCAUGACGCCAUCACCGAUUUAUAGUGCAGAUCCGACACGUGUGUGGACCAAAGCAUGUCUGGCGCUAAACAAAGUGCUCAUGGCAUACAUAAUACAUCACAAGACAUACAAUACCCACUUAUCAGAAAUGUAUGAUCUAGCAUGAGUAAAUGGCUAUAGUUGUGUAACUAAUUGUUUAUUUCAAGUCAUCAGAUCCGAAAUGCCUGGAGUGACAAGAAGUCUGUGGCAAGGAACUUGCGAGACAUGGGUCUGGCAUUUGACCCUAACCGUGCCCUCCCAAUUAAGACACAGACCGUGAGUAUAUCCUGUCCAUCAUGGUGAUAUACUAUACAUUCACAAGUUAUGGGCUAAUCUCUUAGAGUGAAUUGUGAUGUAUAAUUGACAUGUCUGCAGUUUGCUGCUGUGGAGAAAACUGAAGAAGCUCCCACCCUCAAAUUUGUAAGGAAGCCAUACGUUCUCAAUGGUAAGGAACCAUUAAUAAUUUAUUGUUACACAAAUCAACAUGUGUUUUUUGUGUUAUUUACAUAUACAACGCUUCACCUAUUAGAUUUUAUUAGAAGAUCUGUUCACGUAGACUCAUGCAUGACGACUUGUUUUCAACAGAACUUGUGGCAGAGGCGAAUCUCCCAGAGAAAGACACAAAGACCUUAUCCACAGACUUGAUCGAGUACGUGCAGUACAUGGUCAGGGAACACAGCGAGAACUACAAGGUAAGUACAGCUGAUGAGGAAUUUCACCUCACCUAACUUGAUCAUCUCUGUACAGUAGUAUUUCACAAAGGAUGGGCUGGUAUUCCUGUAGUUGCAGUUUAUUGCAGCGGAGUCACUGACCACCUUCUGGAGACACUUGAAACCCUACCUCUUUAAGGAAUACCUGGAAUAGUAAUCCUUCUACCCCCCUUUACUACCACUGUCUUUUGUCUAAACUAACACCUGACUUAUUUCACCUGCUAGCACUGACUUGUUCAAAGAAAUGUACUUAUUAUGAUCGAGAUGUAGUUGUCCCUGAUUGCACUGACUUUGCUCACAGCUGCUUGUUUGAAGAAGUGUACUUACUGUGAUCAAGAUGUGGUUGUCCCACUGGCUAUCCUAAAUUGAAUGCACCAAUUUGUAAGUCGCUCUGGAUAAGAGCGUCUGCUAAAUGACUUAAAUGUAAUGUAAAAUGUAUUGCCUUUGGGUCAUGGCAAUAAGUACUGUAUGUUCUUAUGGGUAUUGAGACCACAUUUGUUUUAUCCCAACCUAAUUUCUGCUUCUGUAGGCUAUGGCCAGAGAUGAGAAGAACUAUUACCAGGACACGCCCUCACAGAUCAGGAGGAAAGUGGACCAGUAUAAACGCUGCCAUCAAGAGGAAUACAACACCUUCGUGGAGUCUCUCAAAGGUGGGAAACCUGUUUCCACAUAACUGGGCCUGUCUGUGGUGGUCAAAGACUUUCAGUGUAGAGAGGGAGAUUAUUCCUCUCCAUCAGUGGAGGCAGUCUGGGAGCGCUGACUCACAAUUAUUCUGUUUCUUUGAUGGACAGUAGAGGGAGUCAUGGUGCACUCAGCAACUCUCCUUCAAUCAGAAUGGAUGGUAAAUUGGGAUUUUAGGAACUGUAAACAUUUUAGAAAAAGACCAGACACAUUUUCAACAUGCAUAAAAUCAAACACUUUAUUAUAUUUGUUCAUACUUCCCGUAUGUAUCCCAAAAAUAGUUACACAAAUUCCAUACAGUAAGAACAUUUAAGACUGCUUUUGUAAUGAAGUGAACAUGUAUAUUUGUAAGGGGAAAUUCCACGGUAAGAGUGAUGGUGAGACUAAGAUUUUUCACUUUAAAGUGCAUGCCAAACAAAAACCA
This is a messenger RNA of Coregonus sp. 'balchen', 5024 nucleotides long. The record is from the annotation of a GenBank genome assembly. NCBI's taxonomy places the organism in Eukaryota, Metazoa, Chordata, Actinopteri, Salmoniformes, Salmonidae.